This is a messenger RNA of Oncorhynchus gorbuscha (pink salmon), 5873 nucleotides long. It is a transcript of the gene cemip2, whose product is annotated as cell migration inducing hyaluronidase 2. The transcript is spliced from 25 exons. The record is from RefSeq and is a predicted model, not a curated record. NCBI's taxonomy places the organism in Eukaryota, Metazoa, Chordata, Actinopteri, Salmoniformes, Salmonidae. The coding region runs from base 277 to 4428 and encodes 1383 amino acids.
UCUCCGCUCACUUCCUCUCCAAACCGCGCCUGGGACGGGGGCUGGCAGUCUACAGCCCCGAAAGAAAACACAAUGUAAAAGUAUAAAAAGAACACACAACGCAAACUGUAGAUUUUUUCUAAGUAUUCGUUCCAUGACUUCCGUCAGUCAACGCAUCGUUACAACGCUUGCUGUUUGGAAGAGAGCGAAUGGCCAGUGAAGGCACAGAGUAAUCCCGUGAAAGGAGGAGUAGCGAGAAGGAUCGGAGGACCAAUUUGCAGCGUGCAGACAGAUACCAUGCAGAUGAGUGAUGGCCCCAGUCGCGUCCCCGUCUUUGUGGCCCCGCCCAACGGUAACCUCCGGUCGCCAGGAUGCGUCUCCGGCAGGGUCAUACCUGUCCGCUCCCCACCUCCGGCCAAGGCCCCACCCCCUCCCCCUCUGAAGCCCAUUGGCCCGCCUCCUGAGUGCCGGGCAACCUUUAACCUAUCAGAGGAGGGGCAGCACCGGGAGCGUGCUCAGGUUCUGAGGAAGAACACCUUCAUCUGCUUUAGUGUCUCCCUGGGUUCCUUUUUCCUCUUGCUCAUCCUCAUCCUCAGCCUCACCAGUGGAGACGUGUUGGACGAGAACUGUCCAGACCACAGCCCCUCCCUGAGCAGCUGGAACCCAGGUCACAACCCAGAGAAGGCCAUGGUCGUCCGAGGGGGAGAUCUGUUUCGAUUGGACUCUUCUGCUACCUUCUACUCCCUAACCAUCCAAUCAGGAGGCCGAGUGGUCUUUGCAGACAAUACUGAGGGCUCCAAAAACAUCACUCUCAGAACACGUAAUGUGCUGAUUGAAGACGGGGGUUCGCUGCACAUCGGUGCCCCCAAAUGCCGUUACCGCUCCCGGGCCACCAUCACCCUCCUGGGCCGUUCAGACGAGAAGGCCGUAGCAGAAGUACCGGAACUGGGCCGGAAGUUCAUUGGGGUGCGUGGAGGCGCAACCCUGGAGCUUCACGGGACAGAGAGGCUGUCGUGGACCCUCCUGACCCGCAGCAUCCCCUCCUCAGGCCUAGCCACGGGGGGCUAUGCCUUUCAGCGCAACUUUAGCCGUGGCAUCAACCUGCGUGUGGUGGACCAGGACACGGCCGCUGUUCUGUUCACCGAGCGCUACGACACAUAUGACUCACGGAACGACAGCCGGCGGCUUAUGCAUCUUCUCCAGUCGCUGCCUGCGGGGCGCAUCGUCACGCUGGCCGUGGGAGACUCUGCCACCAAGAACCUGCUGGACGAGACCAAGAGAACCAUCCAGAGCCUGCUGGGUAGUACCUACGUCCAUGACCUCAAAUACAGGCAGGCCUGGGCACUGGUAUCUGUAAUUGGUGGAGGGAACGGCUCGUGUUCCGAGGACGUGCGGGAACAUGAGAACCAUGACACGGGAGGAAAGGCGCUGGCCCGGAAGAACUUCAGCACUGUGGACGGGGUCGGCUUCUCUGUCACCGCGUACAGCGAAUGGAGGAACGGUUAUCCCAUAUCUGGGUUCCAGGUGGAUGCUGUGGACCAGGUAGUCCUCAACCUUCAGGAUGAUGUACACACCUGGCAACCUGGGAACCAUGUUGUGGUUGCCAGUACUGACUAUUCAAUGCAUCAGGCAGAGGAGUUCACACUUCUUCCCUGCCCCCACUGCACCAGCAGACAGGUCAGAGUUCAAGGGAGGCCCCAGUUUGGUCACAUGGGGGAGAUUGUGGACGGGAUGGACAUGCGAGCGGAGGUGGCACUGCUCAGCAGGAACAUACUCAUCUAUGGGGAGAUGGAAAACACCUGCUAUGGAAACAACUGGUGCCAGUUCUUUGGCCACGACACAUACGGCGGACACAUCAAGAUAUUUGGGAACUUCACUUCGGUGCACCUGUCCCACGUGGAGUUGAGGAACAUGGGGCAGCAGGAGCAGGGCCGCUACCCGGUCCACUUCCACCGCUGUGGGGAUGUUGACUGGCGAGGGGGCUACCGGGAACCAGCCUACGUGGACGGCCUCUCCAUCCACCACUCCUUCUCCCGCUGCAUCACCAUCCACGCCACCAAUGGCCUGCUGGUGAAGGACACUGUAGGCUAUGACACCCUGGGUCACUGUUUCUUCCUGGAGGAUGGGAUGGAGCAGAGGAACACGUUCUUCCACAACCUGGGUUUGGUGACCCGACCAGGAACACUCCUGCCCACCGACCGCAACGAGACCAUGUGCACCAGCAUCCGAGACAAAGUGUAUAAGAACUAUACACCUUCGCCGAGCAUGGAGUGCAAGGCAGUGUCUACGUUCUGGAUCGCCAAUCCCAAUAAUAACCUCAUAAGCAAUGCUGCUGCUGGCUCCCAGGAUGCUGGGAUAUGGUAUGUGUUCCACAGCUCAUCCACAGGGGACUCUCAUGGGCUGUUUCCAGAGACCCGGGCAGAACUGACCCCUCUGGGGAUCUUCUACAACAACCGUGUGCACUCCAACUUUAAGGCUGGGCUCUUCAUUGAUAAAGGUGUGAAGACCACCAAUGCCAGUGCUGCAGACCCCCGGGAGUACCUGUGUCUGGACAACAACGCCAGGUUCCGUCCACAUGAGAAUGCAGACCCAAACCGUCCCAGGGUGGCUGCUCUCAUCGACACACUCAUCGCCUUUAAGAACAAUGACCUCGGAGCCUGGAUACGAGGCGGCGACAUUACCAUUCAGAACUCUGGAUUUGCAGACAAUGGGGUGGGACUCUCCUUUGCGAGUGACGGUAGUUAUCCCAAGGACGAGGGUUCCAGUCAGGAAGUGACUCAGUCUCUGUUUGUGGGAGAGAGCCGGAACCGUGGCUUCAACGGAGGCCAGAACAAGUACUGGGGUCAGGGAGGAGCAGACGGCAAGAUGAGGACACUACCCAGGAACAGGACGUUCCCGAUCCGCGGCUUCCAGAUCUAUGACGGUCCUGUGCGGAUCACUCAGAGCACAUUCCGAAAUUACAUCCCGACAAAGGAGCGUUUCACCAGCGCGGUGGGCUUCAACCUAAAGAACACCUGGCAGCUCACACCACGCAACAACCUGUCCAAGCUCAGCUUCCAGCCCACUGUGGGUCUGAGGGCAUUCUUCGGGCGUCCGGGCCAGUGGUUCGACGAGAAUGAUCUGGACGGGGAUAAGAACUCCAUCUUCCAUGACGUGGACGGCUCUGUAACGGGCUACAGGGACACGUAUGUAGGCAGAGCAGACAACUACCUGAUCCGUCACCCCGGCUGUGUCAACAUCACCCAGUGGAACGGAGUGGUCUGCAGUGGCACCUACUCUCAGGUGUAUAUCCAAACUCAGGGAGCUUCCAGCCUCAGUCUGUCCAUCAGUAGAGAUGACUACCCCGAGGCUCCUCUGGUGCUGAGGGGUAUUAACAGCCAAGGUGCGCUGUCUCAGCAGUACCAGCCUAUCCUCAUGAUGAGCAAGAGCUACACCCUGCAUUGGAAUGGUCCGGCUCCCAGAGAGAUUGUCCUUUCCCUCAUUAACUUCAACCAAGGUGACUGGGUGCUGGUGGGUCUCUGCUACCCGUCCGACACCACCUUCCAGGUCAUGGCUGACAUCAACGACCGCCAGAGUAACAUCUUCGAUGACAUCAGCGACUAUGGGCCUGUGUUCUCCCUCGCUGAAUUGGAGAAGAGGCUGCUGGAGAGGAAGUAUUUCUUUGACCGCAGUGUGGGCUUGCUGUGGCUGUAUUUGCGGGCGAGGCAGGGGCGCGAUGGCCACAGUUACUGCUCGGUUAAGGGUUGCGAGAGAGUGAAGGUGAUGGCCACCACGUCGUCCUCCAAACUGACCUGUAACUGCACGGCCAAGGCCUACCCCAAAUACACCAAGACUCCCUCGGCAGUGGUCCCCAUGCCCACCCUCAGCAACCAACCAUGCAAGGACUGUGGGGCCUCCCAGCUGGUGUUUUCCAGUGACCCGUGGAACUCCUACCUCCAAACUCAGAUCAAAUCGCUCAGCAGCAAGGAGCAGCAGACUGGAGACACACAAUCCUUUAUCACUGUGAACAGUGAGACAUUCUCCUUCACAGAGCCAGGCCUCUUCCUGGUCUCUGUUGAUGCCUGCUCUGGAAAAGUCAGAAAUAAGAGAUUUUUCUCCAAAAUGGACUCCAAAAUGGAGGAGUAUCUUAAAACUGGAUUACCAAAGAGGUCAAUAGUGCUUCUGGGAACGCGAGGGCAGCCCGAUGGCUUGGUCAGUGUUGCACGAUAUCUGGUCCCCCUGGGAAUGACUAAGGCAGCAGAUCUGCAGAGUAAAGAGAGCCUGGUGUUUUGGGGGUUCCAGGGUGGCUCUGCCCCCCCUCCGUGGGCCUCCAUCCUGGUUGGGCAGGGUGAGGAGGGGCUGGGGCUGCAGGAGCGCUACCUCCCCCUGGGCCUGGAGGCCUAUGGCUGCACACAGACCAGCACACGCAGAGACCUGGAGCUACUGAGGACCGCCACAGGACCACAAUGACAAAUGUAAACACAAUUGAACCAAAACACAUCCAACCAGCAAAUGAAUGUGAACUGCUGAACUUUUAUUUAUUAUUUUAUUGGCAAAGAUGUUUAAUAAUUUGGGGGGGUAAUUUAUUGUGUGUGUGUGUGUGUGUGUGUGUGUGUGUGUGUGUGUGUGUGUGUGUGUGUGUGUGUGUGUGUGUGUGUGUGUGUGUGUGUGUGUGUGUGUGUGUGUGUGUGUGUGUGUGUGUGUGUGUGUGUGCGUGCGUGUGUGUUAUAUUUGACUGGGAACUGGGAAUCAAUGGGGAUGGACCCAUAAUGGAAUUAUAAGAGCAAAUUAACAAAGUAAGUAACCACAUCAAACUUGUGGUCUGACACUUGUAUCAGUUACCUGAUGGGUUGUUGGUUCAGGCCAGCGUUUGACCUGUCUGCUGCUCACCACGUCCAUAGACGAAACACAUCAUUUAGAAGAAGACUGAAUUAGCAAAUCAAAGGAAAAACUGUCUGUUUCCUCACUCCUUUUUUCUGCAGUUUUUGCAUGUCCCUGGAGGCAUUUUGUUCAGCGACUAGAUCUGUUAAGGGCAGCUGUAUCUUAAUGAAAACAUUUUGUAUUAGAUUCCGUUGAGAUUGUUGUAUUUCCAACAAACCUUUUUUUCCCAGGAUGUGUCCUUUUUUGUUCCAUAUUUAUUUGAUCUCUACACAGUGACACUUUCCCCUAGGGCUGGCUACGCUUGCAGCAGAGAUGGUUUGUUUCUCGUUUUCUUCUCAUUAUCUUACCAUUGAAACUGCAUUUCCAACUAAUUUACCUUUUAGUAUGGUCAUGUAUGUUGUUAAUUACGUAUAAAUGCCAAAAGUAUGUGUUACGGGGGGACAUUUUACAAGGUAAAUCUGGCCUUGAAACGAACACAGACUAGUAGUCCAUAACAAAACCAUGGCUCACUGUACCUCUGUGGUCUCAGCAGGUGAUUUGAAAAGGGGCUCCCCCACUGUGCCGGCGAUUAGUGACUUUCUGUAUGUGAUUGGGUGCAUUCAUUUUAGCUCGCCCGAUGAAGAUUUCGCUUUAAGAUCUAAGAAAUGGUCAAGAAUUUGCCAACUCUGCCUACCCAGUGCCCUGGACGAGUUAAAAUGAAUGCACCCAUUGUGAGAGAGCCUCUGAAGAGAAGGACCUGCUUUUCAACCACUGUUCUGUUGUAAAUAAGAUGUUUUUUUGUUAUGCAAAUGCUUUUAAGAUGCACACUCCAAAUUGAGCACUUUGAAUAGGGUUGAGUAUUGAGGGAUGUUGAGAAGCUGUCUGUAUACUGUGAGAGUGCCUUUCAAUUUGCUGUGAGUUGUAUUUGAAAUGUUAAAUCACUAUACUCAUGAGUUUAUUUCUUUAAUCAAACCUUUAUAUUUGAAUUCUCACAUCCUCAGUGCUCUUCUGAAAUUGCAGAGAUGAUAACUUUGUGAUAAAGUGUCCUGUCAUCA